UUCAAGUAAUUUCACGUCGUAUAACCCGUAUACGAAUUUAUAUCAAAGUAAAGUGUAAUGCAUUGUAAAGUCAACAUCCAUUUAUUUAUUUGUUUACAUAUGGUAUUUGAUAUAUUUUUUAUUGGAAAUAAAUAUGUAUAAUUAUGUAAUUCUUUUGUAUGUGAUGUUGAAUAUGUUAUCUUUAUAUCUGAACAUAUUACAAUAAUCAAAUAUUGUAAUACUUAAAUAAUUAGAUCUAUGCAUUUGAAAAAUGAUGUCAUGUAUAGUUAAUAUAUCUUUUUAUAAAAGAAAGAUGUCAAAAAAAUUUUUUUGGAAGCAAAUAUAUUUUUAUGCAGUAAUCAUUAUCUUAUACAAUUUCAUACUCGUUAAUGGUGGUAAAAUAAAUCAAUUAAAAGUCUGUGGACAAUCUUCCAAAAAUCCUCAGAGGUGAUAUAUUAUAAAUCAAUGGAUUAUAUUUCAUAUUUUAUUUUGAUAUUUGUGAGUACAUUAGAUGGUAAGAUAUCAGCAUUAGAUGCUAUCAAUAAUGGAAAGAAACUAUGGGCUUUGGAUUUUAACAAUAGUCCUAUGUUAUCGUCUAACAUUCAUCGGAGAGAACUUAAUAAUAAUGGACAAUGGGUUAGAUUAAUUCCAUCCUUAGGAGGUGGAUUAUAUAAAUUUGAUGGUGAAAAUUUAGAAAAAUUACCAGUAACAACCGAACAAUUAUUAUCUUCAUCAUUUCGUUAUUCCGAAGAUUUAGUAUUUUCUGGAGGGAAAGAAACACGAUCGUAUGGAGUAUUGAGUACAACUGGAAAAAUAUUAUAUGAAUGUAAUAUCAGUGGUUGUCAGAACAAUACUACUACGGACACUUAUAUUAAUCAAGAAAUACUUGUCAUUCAACAUCUUCAACAAACUGUCAGAGCAGUUGAACCACAUAGUGGUGCAGAAAAAUGGAACUUCAGUGUAGGGCAACAUGAGUUACUUUUAAUUUCCAAUCAAGAUAUAUGCGAUGAUAGAAGUAAUGAAAAUAUUCCAGAAUUUGAGCUUAAAGUUAUUGUUCCUGAAGGACUAAUUUGGGCAGUUAGAAAAAAUGCUCCCACUGUAAAAUUAUGGCAAUAUAAGUUCGAUUCUCCAAUCGUUACAAUAUGGCAAAAAGAAAAUACACAAAGUAUUAAUGAUAACAAUGGAUUAAAGCAAGUUAAUUUAUUUGAUAACUCUCAAUGGGCUUGGGGUUCUGAAUUUCCAAUAGGACCUAGUAUUUAUAUAGGAAUGCAUGACAGACAAUUAUAUGUACAAGAAAAUGCAAAAGUCUAUAAAUCUUUAGGAUCAUCUUCAACAAAAUUUACAUCACAUUCACAAAUUCCUUGGCAACCAUAUCCUGCUAUUGGAACAGCAUUGAUAACUAAUCUCUUAAGUAAAACAGAAAAUGAUGAUAAAAAUAUCUCUUUUGAAGUAACUGAUGUACAAAGUACAACUGCUCUAUCUGUAAUGUAUAAUUCAGAAUAUAUUAAUGGAAAUGGUUUCUAUUUAUACCUAAAGGAACAUUUACAAUCAAAUGGGUACAAUCAAUGUUGUAAUGAUUCCAAUAUACUUAUUACUAGCGACGAAAGUACCAAAAAUUUUUAUGAAGAGAUUGACGAUGAAUAUGAUGAUGAAACUCCAGUACAAGUCAUUAUUGUCUCCCUAUGGUAUUGGUGGAAAGAAGUUUUAGUAAUAUCAAUUACUACAGCACUUCUACUAAAUUUUAUAUGGGCUCAACAUCUACUAAAUGGAACAGCAACAACUAAAGAUGCUAUACCUCCACCCUUGAUAAUAGAACGCCAUAUAGAAUGCAAGAAUUCCAAUGAUACUACAGUUCAAGAACAAAGUGUAAUUUUUAAAUCUCGUUAUCUGACUGAUUUUGAACCAAUUGAUUGUUUAGGCAAAGGUGGUUAUGGAGUUGUAUUUGAAGCUAAAAAUAAGAUAGAUGAAUGUAAUUAUGCUAUCAAACGAAUUGCAUUACCUAAUAGGCAAGAUUCUAGAGAACGUGUUAUGCGUGAAGUAAAAGCAUUAGCAAAAUUGGAUCAUUGCAAUAUUGUUAGAUAUUUUAAUGCAUGGGUUGAAUGUCCUCCUAUUGAAUGGUUAGAAGAACACGAUCAGGAAUGGAUUUCUAAGGAGAAGUUUCGAUCAUCAGAAUUUUCCUUAGAAACGAAUCAAAACGAAAAAAAAUGUAAUAGUUCCACUUGCAUCGAUGUUUCUAUACCUGAACAAUCUUCUGUAGAUAGUGCUUGUGAAGCUUAUGUUCUAAAUCAUGUAAGUGAAAGCGAUGAUUCUUUUGUCAUAUUUGAACAUUCUGAAAAAGUAAAAAACGAGGAAAACCCUGGCUCACAACUUUCUAAGACAAACAAUAAUUUGAACGACGAUGAUGACUCUCGUUUUUCCCAAGAUGUUUCGUCUCUUGGAAAUAAUAAUCAACUGUGUAGAAAGGAGGAAUAUGAAAAACGUAGAAAAACUCCACUUUCCGUAAAUUUAAAAGAAAAAUCUAUUAAUCGUAAAUCUACGAAAAUGUUUCUGUAUAUACAAAUGCAGUUAUGUCAAAGGCUUAGCCUCAGAGAAUGGCUGAAAAAGCAAAUGAAUCCAAGAGAUAAUGGUAUGAUAUUAAAUAUAUUCCAUCAAAUCGUUGAUGCCGUAGAGUAUGUUCAUUUGCAAGGUCUUAUUCAUCGUGAUUUGAAGCCAUCAAAUAUAUUUUUUGCUUAUGACGACAAAAUAAAAAUUGGUGAUUUCGGCCUUGUUACUGCUAUGAUCGAAGGUUACGAAGAAACUUAUAUUACGAUUCAAAGUGAAAAUACUAAUGUAAAACAUAAUUUACAUACGUCGUGCGUUGGUACUCAGUUAUAUAUGUCGCCUGAACAAAUGAAUGGACAGAUUUACGAUUAUAAAGUAGAUAUAUAUUCCUUAGGAAUUAUUUUCUUUGAACUUUUAAUGUCAUUCGAUACAGAAAUGGAAAGAAUAGUUACUCUUACCAAUUUACGCCGAUUAUUAUUCCCAACGGAUUUUGAUAUAUUUUUUCCAGCCGAGCAUACAUUAUUGAAAAUUAUGUUGGAUGAAAGGCCUGAAAAAAGGCCUACAACGCUAGGGAUUAAAGCUAGACCGCCAUUGUUGUAUUAUGGAAAAGAAAAUGGUUUUAAGACAAAUGAAAGUUCAAAAUGGCAUUUUGAACUACCGCAGUUUGCCAAAUAUUCCUCUGUAACAAGUAGUAGUAGUAGUAGUAAUAGUAGUAAUGAAUCACAGGUAAAUAUAAAUACAUAAAAGACUACCAAUAUAAACAAUAAAUUUUUGUAAAUUCUUUUUGGAA
Messenger RNA from Vespula vulgaris, 3310 nucleotides. RefSeq names its product eukaryotic translation initiation factor 2-alpha kinase (gene PEK). The transcript has 13 exons. NCBI's taxonomy places the organism in Eukaryota, Metazoa, Arthropoda, Insecta, Hymenoptera, Vespidae. Gene Ontology annotation, molecular function: protein binding; protein kinase activity; ATP binding. Gene Ontology annotation, biological process: protein phosphorylation. The record is from RefSeq and is a predicted model, not a curated record. The coding region runs from base 445 to 3264 and encodes 939 amino acids.